UCUUCAACAGUCCAGCCAAAGUGAAGAUUGAGAUUCCACUCAGAGGGUUCGGUCCUGACCUCGGUCUUAGUGGUUGCAUUACGUGGAAAAAUCAGAAGAUUAAGAUCAAAGUGAGUUAUCUAUCAAGAUUAUUGAAAACUAAAUUCAGUCUAACGAGGAUAGCAGUUAUCGUCUAGUUCAAACAAAAGCCUUACCAUGCGCUCGCCACGUGACAUCUUCACAUUCUACGACCCAACCACCAAGAUAUGGCGAGGCACCGAUACGCAGCCUAUCUACAACCCGAACCAAUCGCUGGGCGCCCUAAUGCUUGCCACCCUGAACCGCAAUCCCCAGCAGAUAGCCCAGAUCAGUGCGGACUCUGGCGUUCGAGUGACCUGCGGUGAAAUACGUCUCCGGACAAUCCGUGCAGCGCAGAACCUCCAAAGGCUGGGCUAUGGCCAGGGAAACGUCUUUACCAUGGCCGUUCGGAACAGCGAAAACGUGGCCCCGGUGCUGUUUGCCUGCUUAACGCUGGGAAUUCCUGUGAACCUUCUGGACGCUUCUUUCAAACGCGAUGAUCUGAGUCACAUGCUGAGCACGGUUCGACCACAGGUCGUAUUCUGUGAUCAGGAAACGUGGCCGGAAAUGGCGGUGGCUUUGGAAAUGACCAAACUCCAGUCGGAUGUGUUUAUUUUCGGAGACGAAGGCGUUGAGGGGUUCAAGCAUAUCAACGAGCUGCUCGUCGAGACGGGGAAGGAGGAUGAGUUCGUGCCGGAACACUUCAAAGACACUGACUCGCGCCUGGCCGUAAUUGUGUGCUCUUCCGGUACGACCGGUCGACCCAAGGGCGUCUGCCUCUCCAGCUCAAGCCUCAUUGCAAACGUUAUCAGCAUGACGGAAAUCUACUCCUCGGAUGCGAUCCUCAGCUUCAGUUCCCUGUAUUGGAUGUCGGGGUUGUUUUUCCUGUUGGCAGGAACCGCCGCUGGAGCAACGCGGAUUAUCACACGAGACGUGUUCAGUCCGGCACUUGCGUUGGAAAUCAUCGAAAAAUACCGAGUCACCGUGGCAUUCUUCCCUCCGGCUACGGCUCUUCAACUGCUGAAGCAUCCGCAAGCCCCGGAAACGGACUUUUCCAGCAUGCGAGUGAUGUUCUCCGGUGGGUCAGCCGUUUCUGCAGAACUUAAGUUCGCGCUGGACAAGUUGAUACCGAACUCAACCUGUCUCGUCGGGUAUGGACUGUCGGAAGUGGGAGGGGCUGCAACGUUUAGCGACCCAGAUACCUACAAAGGCGGCUCCACCGGAUACUUGAGACCUCUAGUGCAGGCCAAGAUCGUUGAUGCGAAUGGCAAUGCUUUGGAUAUCGAUCAGGAAGGUGAGGUUCUGUUGAAACCCGAAUUCAAGUUCUCAGGGUACUACGGAAACGAUGAGGCUACAGCGGAGAUGCUGGACCCGGAAGGUUGGCUGCACUCGGGUGACAUUGGUCGGUUCGAUAAGGACGGUCUGCUGUAUGUGGUCGAUCGCAAGAAGGACAUCAUCAAGUACGGCAACUAUCAAAUUUCGCCUAGUGAGAUCGAAGGAGUGAUUCAAACCGUUCCUGGAGUGGUGAAUGUUUGUGUUGCUGGCAUACCGGUUCCGGGGAAUGAUCUACCGGCUGCGUUGAUAGUGAGGAGUGCCGAGGAGAACGUAAGUGCUGAGGAUGUGCACAAAGUGAUGGAUCUCAAUCUGGGCAGCUACAAACAACUUCGUGGAGGAGUGUAUUUCACCAAGGAGCUUCCAAUGACGGCCUCCGGGAAGGUUCAGCGCAGGCUUUGUAGAGACAUUUUAAUUGGACUGUAUAAUAAUAGUAACAUGUGAGAUGACGGUUAAAGAUGUACAAUUAAACUUGAUUCCAGAUUCCGGUGAACCUACCUUUAAAUUUACAGAUACAACAAACUAUCUUAAAUGUUCCUUUUUUUAUUUUUGAUUAAAAUUUUCUAGUGAAUAAUGCAUUUGUUGCAUAUGGUGAUGUGCUAGUAUCUAUCGUAUUAUGCUUUAGUUAGGGAAAACCUGCAAUUUUCCCAGUAUUGCUGUGAAUAAUGCUGAUACAAACCGAUGCCUGCUAACAAUUCAUUCCCAAAACGGCUUUCUCAUUGUGCAAUAAGAUUUUGAUAAAUCUUGAUCGUUUACCUAUUGAAAAUAAUACAAUGAAAUUAUAACUUGCCGUUUUUUCUA
Aedes aegypti (yellow fever mosquito) is the source of this 2190-nucleotide messenger RNA. Its product is annotated as probable 4-coumarate--CoA ligase 1. Lineage: Eukaryota; Metazoa; Arthropoda; Insecta; Diptera; Culicidae. The transcript is spliced from 2 exons. Gene Ontology annotation, molecular function: long-chain fatty acid-CoA ligase activity. The coding region runs from base 196 to 1833 and encodes 545 amino acids. Gene Ontology annotation, biological process: long-chain fatty acid metabolic process; fatty-acyl-CoA biosynthetic process. The record is from RefSeq and is a predicted model, not a curated record.